AUGAGCGAGCCAAAGUCGAAAAGGAACUCGUUUUUCUUCUUCUCAAGUGGAAGCAAAAGCAGUGGACCAAAGCUCGAGGCAAAUGUUAGCAGUGUCAAGCAUGUAGGCAAAUAUCCGCUGAGGAAGUCCGUGAACGCGCAAUCUGAACGGGUUACGAGCGAGUUUCGUUCCCCACCAAGUCCUGCGCCAGCUCCUGCUCCUGCCUCCGCACCCGCCGCUACAAGUCCCGUAAUCCAACCGCGUACUUCACCUGAUUCAUCGAGCACUUUCAAAGAGACCACUCCCAGCUCGAAGCUUGGUCCCAGCAAACCAAGCAGAGCAAGACGUCCACCACCUCCAGAAUUCUUAGCUGAUCUCCAUAUUUCAAGUCCGACAAAAGUAGAGGAUUCAGUGGAGGGACUAAAUAAAGCCAAAGUGAGUACAGAGGCGGCAGGUAAAGGACAUUCACGUAAAAAGUCGGAAAUUGAUGAGUUGAUGGAACAUUUGGAUCAUUUUGGUGAUGAAGGCCAGCAAACGUUGGGUGAUGAUACCUCGGUAGGGAGAUCGUCGUCUAGUGAGCAUUUUCAAACUCCUAGUUUGGAUCUGCCUGUAGAAGAUACUGAUGCCGACACUAACAGUUUUUUUGUCAAAUCUCUUAAUCUCUCGAAGUCCAAACUUAGCCUGAGUUCAAGGGAAGCAAAUGAUUCAUUCAAGUAUCCAAGUAGUCCGCAACUAAAGGCGGCCAACCAGCCGAAUGACCGUGAUGACGACCGGUUUUCUUUUGCCGAUUCGCAGGUAGAAUCCGUCCAAGACCUUCAGCAAGUUUCUUUCAAUGGCAACUCUCAACACAAUCUAUUAGAAGAACAGUCUUUUGCAGAAGAGGCUAUGACUGACGAUUUGGCCUACGACGAUGAUCAAUCUCUAUUAGAAAAACCUCGGCAAUUCAGAGUUGUUAAUGAGCACCGACCUAAUUUUACUAUGAAUGACGAAAGCAGUACUACAGAUAACGAAAGCAUUUCUUUUAAAACUGAAAGCCACGUUUUGCCAGUUCAAGACGCAAUGCUUACGCCCCAACCUCCUUUUCUUUCUGGGCCGCCCAUAACAUCAGAGUCAGAUUUGUUCCAAGUGGACACUACUCCAAGACGUAAUAUCUCAAGCUCGAGCUCUACGCCUGCCUUAGGUGGUAAUCUGAGUCCGAAAAGCGGUACCGACUCCGAAUUCACGGUACGCCAACCAUUCGAUGAUCCACCAACUAUAUUCAAGUCGCAUAGUCCGCACAGAAGUGGAACGGAUAAGUCCGUACGACUUGUUUCGAGCUACGUUGAGGAACUGAGACUCAAGUAUUUCCCAACAUCUAACUCACUUCAACCGCCUCCAGAUUUGCCCUUCAUAUUGAAAACCAAGAAUAAUCUCGAGCAACCGCAAAACAUCAAGGUGAGAAUUCGUACAAGCUCGAAACAAAUUGGUAUCAAACAUGGAAAAGCUAAGCAGAAGCUCUUGUCUUUAGAGACUGCAAAGGAAGAGGAUGAGGAUGCUGAUAAGUCUGGAAUGCUUCGUGCGAAGGGCAACCCAGUUUCUACUCAGGUGGAUCACACCCGCGAGUUCCACGAUCUUUUGAACAAGAGCUCGACUGGUGUUAAUAUGCUCGCUGGAAAGGAUCAUGAUGUGAAUGACGAGCAUGACGACGAACGUCAGGAAGACGAAGAUGAACUCUAUCUUCGUAACAUUCCGGGUGACGAGGCUUACGACAGUGACGACGUGAUGGCGCCCUUGCGUGAACGAAAUGUGGCGGGUUCUGUACUACAGUUUGCUGAAAAUGCUGCUUCUGGGACAUAUCCUUCCCAAGGUGCCAAGAGUCGAAUCAACCGUAGUGACACUGUCACUAGCUACUUCACGCGCAAAACUAACAACCGCGCUCGAAGCGGGACAUUGGAUGUUGACUAUCGCUACAAGGCUGAUAAGUCAGCAUUCUCUCAGCCGCAAAAGGAGCAUUCAUACACCGAGGACUCUUCAGAUGAUGGCAUUUCUGUUCAGACUUCUAAUUCUGCCUACUAUCAGUCUACAUUCAAUGGUGGUCUUCGCGUGACGAACGAGGAUCCUGUAUCAGAAUGA
This is a messenger RNA of Lachancea nothofagi CBS 11611, 2091 nucleotides long. Lineage: Eukaryota; Fungi; Ascomycota; Saccharomycetes; Saccharomycetales; Saccharomycetaceae. The record is from the annotation of a GenBank genome assembly.